Messenger RNA from Vespa crabro (European hornet), 2539 nucleotides. RefSeq names its product longitudinals lacking protein-like (gene lolal). Gene Ontology annotation, molecular function: protein binding. NCBI's taxonomy places the organism in Eukaryota, Metazoa, Arthropoda, Insecta, Hymenoptera, Vespidae. The record is from RefSeq and is a predicted model, not a curated record. The transcript is spliced from 4 exons. Gene Ontology annotation, cellular component: nucleus. The coding region runs from base 367 to 750 and encodes 127 amino acids. Gene Ontology annotation, biological process: regulation of transcription by RNA polymerase II.
UUUGGGGCCAGAGCGCAUUUGACGGAACGGACCGACGGACGCACGCGUAUUGUUGUGAUGAAAGGGAAUAUCAUGAUCCAUCGUCAUCCGUUCAAUUUUUCGAUACGAUAGCCCUCGAAGACUAGAAGAACGAAUACUCGAUGUCGUCGAUCUCCGUAGUUUCGCGUCUUUGCUUAAGAAUUACGCAUUUUCGCGGGACUUUCUGAGACUAACCUAAAAAUGUUGCUACGUGUAAAUCCAAGCGAAUAGUUUUCCAAUUACGUACGUGUCAAUGUAUCCUACUAAUGACCUUAUUUUACGCGAUAUAUUUGAGACAACCUUCAGUUUUGCUGUUUAAGUGCUUAUAGUAAAUUUCGGACAUCGACAAUGGCAGGAGAACAACAACAAUUUUUUCUUAAAUGGAAUGAUUUCCAAUCCAAUAUGGUGUCAUCAUUUAAACAUUUGAGAGACGAAAAAAGCUUUACAGAUGUAACGUUAGCUUGCGAUGGGCAAACUUGUAAAGCUCAUAAAAUGGUGUUAUCGGCUUGUAGUCCCUAUUUUAAAUCCCUAUUAGAGGAGAAUCCGUCCAAACAUCCCAUUAUAAUUUUAAAGGAUGUCGCUUAUAGUCAUCUUCAAGCGAUUCUGGAAUUCAUGUAUGCAGGUGAAGUAAAUGUUUCACAGGAUCAACUACCAGCCUUUCUUAAGACCGCAGAUCGACUCAAAGUUAAAGGAUUAGCUGAAGCGCCAGGUGCCAUUAAAAGGGAAGGUUAAAAAAAAAAGUUGUGGUCUUUGGAAAGCGUGCAGACUGAAAAAAAAACUGUAAUAAUGUAAAGUGAUUGCGCAAACACAUACCGUACACAUAUACAGACACAAUACAGUGCACAACUCAGUGUCCUCUGGUUCACGACUAGGAUCAAUGCAUUGCAACAAUGUAAAUUAUAAAUUUUCUUAUCUUCGGUUAAUGUUAUCGUUGUAUCGGACUUAGAUGUAUUAGUAUAUGCAAAAUGUUGAUGCUCGUCUUGAACCCAAUGUGCCACAGUGUUGCGACAACAUUGAUUAUUUUUUUAAAAUAGAGUGCUGCAAAAAGCGGAUAAAUAUGGGUCGCGAUAAUCUAUGAUGCAUGCUGACCGGGGCAGUUUUGUAGAUCAUAUGGAAAUGUUAAAGGAAUCUUUUAUGACUGGUUGUUUUUUUAAAUUUGAUUUAUCGACAGAAUAUUAUUUCUUAUUGGUUUACAGAUCUAUUCACGAGGUACAGAAAUCUUGUUUGAUGUACAGUUUGUUGUUUAAGAUUUAUUAACACUUAGCAUUGUAUAAUAGCAUAGAAGGAUCUAUGGUUGUAAGGAUAAAAGACAAACUCUAAUGGUAAAUGAUAUUGUCUUCUAUCGUGGAUAGAUUUGCAAAAAUCCCCGGCCAUCCAUUUAAAGAAUGUUAGAUCAAGUUUACUGGAAGUUGUAACGUGCGUGUCGCACAUUCCUUUUUUAUUAUUUGUGUGAAUUGAUAGAUCGCGUUGUUCCUUUACACUUGACAGACGGUAAUAACAAAGAUUAUUCGUAAUACUUUCAAACUACCCGGUACCAGUUACCUCUUCUAGUGAUCAUGAUUUUUACUUAACCAAAUACUGCCAGUAUUUGUACCGGCGUAUUCACAAUAUUACCGAUAGACCAAAUUUAUUUAUGAUAAUAUAUUAAGGGUUGAUUCUCUCAAAACAAGAGAAGGUUAUUGUAAUAUAAGUGAAAACAAAUUUUUGUAAAGUCGGAGCGCACAGUUCCUUUCUCCUCCAGAAAUUCAGGAUAAUUAGUGAAUAUAAGAAGGAAGUCAGGAAACAUUAUCGAGUCAAGGACAUGAAUAUUGAUACAAUACAUCAAUAAUCUUGACUUUAUCUUUUUUUUUUCUUUUUUUUUUUUUAUCAAUAUGCUGUUGUUAAAUGUUUUUAAAAAGACUUAAUGAUCUCGACAGUUUGAUCCGUUUAUCUGAAAUGGAUCUUGCUCUUCGUGGUAUUUCAAUAAGACUUUUGUAAAAGAAAGAUGAAUUAUAGACUACUAUGAUGAGUGAUUGGGUUUUGUUAGAAACAAAAGUACACUUUUUAUACUUUGCACGUGUCCUUAAAAAAAUGUUUUUAUUUUUUUGGAUAUAUCAACCAUGUAUAAUGAAAUUACAUAUUAUCUCGCGCAUUUUAUUAUUUUCUUUCGUUUUUAAAGGAAACAAGUCCAAAGCUCAUAAUUCCUGACUUUACUUUUAUCAUUUCUUAUGUAUUAUUAAACUGGCUAAUUGCAAAAAUAACACACGCGAUUCUCGUGCAAGCGCGCUAAUAUAGUGCCUGAUACGGUUCAUACAUUCGACACAUUUGCAAUUUGGUUUCGAACCAUAAUGCAUAAGUAUAAGUAUUUUUACAACGCCGAUUACUAAUUAGAAUUAAAAAUACGUUCGUACCGUGAAAAGUUGUAUGUACUACUUCCUGACACACAACAUAAUGAGAUUGCAGUGCUUUUUUCUUGUACGUAUAUGCCGUUUCGGACGAUUUUGCGAAAAUAUCAGAUUAAUGUAGUUCAUUUGCAAAACAA